AUGUCUUUCAAUAAGAAAUACGCCGGUCUUCCUGACCUAGACCCAUCCCCGGAUAUCUACGAGACCCCCGACUUGACCGAUGAAGCAUCCACAUUGCCCACUGCCACUAUCCGUACCGACUCCGACCACGAUGACGGAGGCUCGAACUCGGAUAUCGACCGCGAGGGUGUCAACCCUGACCGCGCGCGUAUGCACUUCAUGGGCGCGGCCGUAGACGCUCGUGAUGUCAAUUUCUCAGAUAGCAUCUCUAUGAAGCGGCAGGCAUACCGGAGCAAGAGCAUGAGUCGUCGGCGUCGGCGCAGACGCGAGGACGGGGUGGAAGAGGUUGGUGAUUUGAGUGAUAGCGAGGACGAGUCACUUGACCGGAGGCUUGCGCGGCUGCGGAGGGAGGUUGAGGAGCUCAAGGUGGAAAUGGCCAAUAAGCCCGAGGCUGCGGAACAAGAAAACGAACCGUCUCAGGGUACAGCAGCAGCCGAAAAGUCAGGGGAAGAUCUUGGUGAUGGCGUUGCGGAACUGAGCCGUGCUCUUGACAACCUGCACGCCUCGCGAAGUGCGGCGAGUUCAUCACACUCGGCUGCAGCUCUAUUGUCUCAGAAACUUGGAUCCGAGACACGCUCUGCAGACCAAAAGACACAAUCCAGCGAGGCAUCGAAAGCAGUGUCCGUAUUGUCAGCCUCGACUGCCUCUUCGGCAGGGAUCCUCUCUCAUGCGGCAGCAUUCGACAGUCGGCUAGCACUCCUAGAAAGCUCUAUGGGCAUCUCAAGCUCUUCUAAUCCCUUUGUUGUCGAUGGCAUCAACCAGUCCACACCACACCCAGUCCUCCCAGCUCUGGACCAGCUCACCUCCCGCCUCUCAGCACUCACCGGUCUUCUCGUGGGCACUAGUCCAGCAAAUACAGCGCCAGGAGGUGCUAGUACCGUGACCAGCAUGACCACCCCACACCUCGAAGCUCUCUCUACCCGAGUCCGAAAGUUGACUACAGACGCGGAGGCGCUCACUGCAGCCCGCAGAAAGGCAUUCGAGGCUGCAAAGGCCGUUCACAACGCCCGACUAGCAAGCUCCGACGCCGAAACCGUCCCCGCCCUGGAGGCUUCCAUAGACGACGAACAUGCCGCCAAAGUCCAAGCCCUCUACACCACCCUCCCAACAAUCCAGUCCCUGCACCCGCUGCUCCCCAGCGUCCUCGAGCGUCUACGCUCCCUUCGCGCCUGUCAUGCCGGCGCAGCACAUGCCGCAGACUCACUCAACGAGCUCGAGAAACGCCACGCCGAGAUGGCCUCCGAGAUCCAGCAAUGGCGCGAAGGUCUGACGAAUGUCGAAGAAAAGAUGCAGCAGGGCGAAGCUGCUCUCCGCUCCAACGUGGAGACCGUCGAGCCCUGGGUUCGCGAUCUAGAGUCUCGCCUAGCGCGACUGGAAGGUCCCCCCGGCGGACUGUGA
Messenger RNA from Penicillium paradoxum, 1437 nucleotides. RefSeq lists its product as uncharacterized. Lineage: Eukaryota; Fungi; Ascomycota; Eurotiomycetes; Eurotiales; Aspergillaceae. The record is from RefSeq and is a predicted model, not a curated record. The coding region runs from base 1 to 1437 and encodes 478 amino acids. Gene Ontology annotation, biological process: mitotic spindle organization. Gene Ontology annotation, cellular component: cytoplasm; dynactin complex. The transcript has 3 exons.